This is a messenger RNA of Carya illinoinensis, 799 nucleotides long. RefSeq lists its product as uncharacterized. The transcript is spliced from 2 exons. The record is from RefSeq and is a predicted model, not a curated record. Bases 266 to 559 code for a protein of 97 amino acids. Lineage: Eukaryota; Viridiplantae; Streptophyta; Magnoliopsida; Fagales; Juglandaceae.
GAAUCUAAUCGCUCUCUGCUCCUUCUCCCACAUAUAAAAUGAAGUCCACUUUCUUAGAUCCCUCAUUACAGCCUCCCAUGAAUCAACACCAACUCUAUCAUCACGGCACUGUAUUGAACAAACACCACCACACAGACUGACAGACCGAGAAAGGAAGCGGUGUGUUGCUCAGAUCUCAAUUAGUUCCUUCACGUUUCACUCUUGUUAAGCACUUUAUAGCUUCCUUCCCAUUACAACUUUUGGCAGAUUGCUCAGGAGUCAAAACAUGAGUCUGCAGUGUCUUGUGUGUCACUGUGUAGAAAGUCCUUCGCACUCUUUUAGGAGUUUUUCAACUUCUGACAAUGAUGGAAGAUGUUCCGCUAUUGCCAAUUGCUUAACCCGGAAAUUAUCGCUAACCCCCACUGCGGCAACCUCUUGUUACACAUCAUCAUCCAAAGUGACCCCACAACCAACAAUUCCAGGCAACAAUGUGGGUGCCCCUCGACUAGUUCGAAGCCGGGCUGUGAGAAGGGAUCUUGUGAGAGACUGGAACUUUGAUGAGGUGGUGCUGGAGCGUUGAUUUUGUGAGUCUGGGACUCUAGGAUAGGAAGAGUACAGCGCUCUUCUCGUGGGAUAGGUUUAGAGCAAUGCCUUGCUCUGUGUACUAGUUGUAUUUUGCCAUGGGUGCAUUUGAACUCGCUUUUUCUUUGGAAGAGUUUGAGCAUUUGUAACCAUUUUGAAAAAUUGAAUUUGUUCUUAACACUUUGUCCAUAUUUCUAAUCUCGUGGUAUUCUUUUGAUGAUAGAUGUUACUUGGCGAA